Aspergillus wentii DTO 134E9 is the source of this 627-nucleotide messenger RNA. RefSeq lists its product as uncharacterized. Lineage: Eukaryota; Fungi; Ascomycota; Eurotiomycetes; Eurotiales; Aspergillaceae. The coding region runs from base 1 to 627 and encodes 208 amino acids. The transcript has 2 exons. The record is from RefSeq and is a predicted model, not a curated record.
AUGCGUUCCUUCUCUACCCUUCUUUUGGCUGCUUCUGCCACUGGUUUCGUGGCUGCCGAGUCCAUGGAUAUGAACAAGAACAAUGGAGUGGAAAAGCGCGACUUCUUCGACCAAAUGACCGACGGCAAAGCCCUCGCCGCCGCAAACUACGGCCGCGCCUUUGCUCCUGAAUCUCCAUCUUCAGAGUCCGAGUCCGUGUCACACUCACCCGAAUCCGAAUCCGAAGAUGACAACGACGAAGGUCGCGUCGUCGUGCAAGUCGUCACGGAGACUCUAACCGAGUGCGACUGUACCAAGACCUCAGCGCCCGCAAGCACCAAGAGCAAAGCCCACGAGAAGACCAGCCACGGAUCAGCGCUCAAGCAUGCCGCGCAGACGCCCGCAGCACCUGCAUCGUCGGCGACCUCGAUCGCGGUUGCUUCUGCGUCUUCGUCGAGAUUGUUUGGGCCGAUGGCUUCGGGCGCUACGCCUUCUGGCUCUGCGACGCCCUUGCCUAGUGGUGCGGACCCGUUGAGUCACGGGUCGAACAAUUAUAACUCGUUUGUUGGUGGUGCUGGGAAGAAUGGGCCUCAGGCUGUGAUUGCUUUGGGGGUUUCGGCUGUUAUGGCUUUGUUGGUUGUGUUGUAG